Misgurnus anguillicaudatus (oriental weatherfish) is the source of this 4217-nucleotide messenger RNA. The record is from RefSeq and is a predicted model, not a curated record. NCBI's taxonomy places the organism in Eukaryota, Metazoa, Chordata, Actinopteri, Cypriniformes, Cobitidae.
UGUAAAUUCGCGUUUGGCACUGGCAAAGCAGACGCAGGCAAAAUGCAGGAACACAAAGUUUGGUGACAUUUAUUCACGGUGAUAGGUAAACAUUAUUCAGAGAGACGUAUUACCACAUGAGGAAAUAUACUUCUUUCAUACGGAUCUACUUUUAUGGGAAACCUUUUUUUAAGACUUGUAAUCUUAGACUUUCUUCACAAGGACUGGCAUCGUGUUUUUACCUUUUUAACGAAAUGCUGUUGACAACGGAGUCGUUUCUUUUGCUUAAAUUUGCGUUUUUAAAUUAUUUUACAUUUAUUUUAUUUAUACUUUAUAUUAAAAACAGGACAGCAGAUAUGCCGGUGCUUAUCUAGUCGACUUUUACAUAUUGCCAUUUUACUUUAUUCAAAGGAAUAUUUUAGAAAGAAACUUUGGCUAUUUAUUUAUUUAUUUAUUUUUACGUGAUUUAUUUGCGAAUUUUCCUCUUCCAACCUGUGGAUAUACUUGGGCAAUAGGAUUUUGUUGCUGUUUAUAGCAUCACUAUCACGUAACCUUGUUGCUGGAUGUGCAUGUGUUUUUUAAAUUAAGUAAUAGACUGUACCGGGACUAGAACCCCCGCGAUGCACGUACUCUGCCUCAGCGCGCUUCUCGUCUUGCGCGCCCUCGUCAGCGGGGACACCUCAAGUGAUGAACCGCAUUACACUGGACUGUACAAGGACAUCACAACAGAUCCAUGUGUGCAUGUGAACCCUCCAUGUUUGACAGAGGCUGACCGCUUCAGUAUGGAGGCUCUUCAGCACAUUCACAGAGAGAUGGAUGAUGAUCAGGAUGGUGGUAUUGAGGUGGAAGAGAGCGUUGAGUUCAUCAUAGAAGAUAUGCAACAGCAACAACAGGCAAACAAGCACAGUAAACUCCAUCAAGAAGACCAGCACAUCACUUUGGAGGAGCUUUGGCAGGGCUGGAAGUACUCUGAGGUUCAUAACUGGACUCUGGAGAAUGUGUUGAGCUGGCUGAGUGAGUUUGUCGAGUUGCCUCAAUAUGAAAAGAACUUUCAAGAGCUGCGUGUUAAUGGGAACACAUUGCCCAGGAUCGCUGCCAAUGAACCAUCAUUUAUGAGCACCCACCUGAAGAUCCAAGACCAGCAACACAAACAAAAGCUGAAGCUCAAAGCUCUGGAUGUGGUGCUUUUUGGACCACCCACACGUCCUCCACACAACUGGAUGAAAGACUUGCUUCUUUUCGUGUCAGUGUUGAUGGGCAUUGGUGGCUGCUUGUUUGCAAAAGCACAGAAUAAAGCAUCCAAGGAGCACAUUUCAAAGAUGAUGAAGGACCUGGAAAGCUUGCAGAGGGCAGAGCAAAGCCUCAGGGACUUACAGGAGCAGUUGGAGAAAGCCCAGGAGGAGAAGCGGACAGUGGUGGUAGAGAAGAAGAAUCUGGAGGAGAAGAUGAGAGAUGAGAUUAAGGGAGCUCAGGAAGAAGCAAACCGCCUUCACAAACUUCGAGUGGGAGCCGUGAGUGAGCUCUCUCGCCUUUGGUACGCAGAGGAGGAGCUCGAACAGGUGCGUGGUGCGCUGAAGAGGGCGGAGAAGGACAUGCAGUCCCUCUGGUCGGUCCCUGAAUCCUUGCAGCUGUGGCUACAGCUCACCCAUGAGGUGGAGGUCCAAUACUAUAACGUCAAAAAGCACAGUGCAGAACAACAACUCACCACGGCUAAAGACGAGGCUGAAAAGAUCAAGAAGAAACGGAGCUCUGUGUUCGGGACACUACAUGUAGCACACGGCUCUUCAUUGGAUUUUGUGGAUCAGAGAAUCCUGGAGGCAAAGAAUGCACUGGCUGAGGUUACUGCUUGUCUUCGGGAGCGUCUGCACAGAUGGCAGCAUAUAGAGAACUUGUGUGGAUUUCGUGUGAUGAAAAAUGCUGGCCUGUCCAAUCUCACUGCGACUCUGUACCCAGACUCCAACUGGAUGCUAAUGUCCCGGGCUUCCAUGCAGUCCUAUCAAGUGCCCAUGUCUGUGGAGGACAUGGAGGAGGAAAUGCCACAGAUUAUACCACAGAUUCCUGUUACAGUCGCUCCUCUGAAAUGUUCUCCACGAUCUCUGGUGCGUUCCCGGCGAUCUGGGCACAUGUCAUCUGUAAUUGUGCCACCUGCUCCUGAUCUCCUGAUUCCCAUUCGCACACCAUCGCGGCGAUAUGCAGAAGAGGAAGAGGAACACAUGAAGUUCUCCCCUCUUGUGAAACAGGAUUCAUUGGAAACAUCUUCAGAUACAGAGUCCGUUGGGUCAUCUAUCAGCAGAAAGUACACCAGCCUGGAAGUUCCCCCUCGCAGAAAAUACAGAGAGGGUAUAUUCACUGACAAAAUGACCCGAAAGUUCUCUCUGGAAGAACAAGAGGAUGAUCCCUCUUGCAAAAUGUCACAGGAGGAGAUGGAUGAGUCUUGGAUAAACCCCACACUAUUAUCAAGAGAUGAACUGGAUGUUGAUACUCCAAUAAGAAAGACAUCAAGAGAAGAGCUGGAGUCCUCCGUGGAGCUUUCUAAACAACUUGCAGGUCGAGCGGAUACUGAAGCUAGCAUCGAUUCAAGGAAAUUACCCAGAGAUUUGACCUUAGACUCCACUGUAAGGUUCUACUCCACAGAAAAGAUAUACUCACCCGCUGGAAUCAACAUCGAUCAGAGACAAAGGUCAUUCAAAGAAAGAAAGGAUCAUGGUGGAGACGGUAUUUCUAGAUCAAUACCGAAAAGUGAGAUUGACACAGAAAUCACAAGCGGAAAUCGGUAUUCCGAUGCGUUAAUGGGCACUUCCAUGAAACAGAGAGAUAAUCAGGAUUUCCCAAGCAUCCAGCGAGGGCGAAUAUUAAGGGAAAACUCCUUUGAUGCGUCAUUAUUUGAAGGAUCUGUGGAUGGCUCUAAAAAAUGUAAGAUGUUUACAAGCAAGACAGAUUUGUUCAAAGAAGUCCCUUCAAGAAUGACAGUGCAGGAUGAAUUUGAUGUGUCCCCUGAUUUUGAAAUAGUAAGAAAGGACAUUUCUAUGAAUACUGCCUUUAGGAAAAUGGGGAGAGAUGAGUUUGACACAUCAACAGAAAGAAGCAGGUCCUUUAAAGAGAGGAGAGAUGCGCACAUGGACACUUCCCCGAAAAAACUCUCUCGUAAUGAACUUGAUGUUGCAUUGGAAACCAAUAUUAAGUCAGAUAACCCUAUGGAUUUGCCCAGUAGAAAGGUUCAUAGAGAGAUGAUGGGUGCGCCUAUAGAGGCUCCAAAGCGCAGGAUAUCACAUGAUGAAACUGCAGCCAUAAACCCAGGACAACUUGGACCCCCUGACCUCACGGCGAGCUCCUUGCUGCUUUUCAAACCGGUAUCGGAGUCACUCAGCUCGCUGGUGUAUGACGGCAUUUUGGAAAAGUCCUACGAGAACCCCAUCACCCCUCCUGCUUGUGAUCUUGGUUAUAGUAGUGGAGUAUCUGGAUCUUCUCAAAGCCUCCUGGGAAUUGAAGGUUCCUCCUUAAGUUCAUCUUUCUCAGAAACUGGCAGCAGAGACAAGGGGAAGAAAUCUUCUAUGCUUAAGAGUUUGUUUAAGAAGAAAAAAGAAAAGGACAAAGAUUCCUAAGUUUUAUAACAAGGAAUGUACAACUUUGGACACUUUUAACAGCCCUGAAUCUGAUUGUAAAUCCAGUGGAGCAAUUUCCUUGAACAGUUUCUUUGAAGAUUUUCCUAAAUUUGCACUCAGAGUGGGAUUUAGCUGAAUGGAUGCAGCGUGUGACUGUGACAUCAUAUCGAAUGUUUGCUGCGUUUUCAAGGUAGGACUUGCAGAUAAUUUAUUGCAUAAUGGUUUCUGUCUGGAAAAUCUGACUAAAUGAGCUAACGGUUCCCCAUUUGUGGGUUUGUUACGAAUUUUUCAGCUUCGAUUUUAAAUACUUGUUGAUGAUAUGCGUGAAUGUGGUUGUUUUCACAAUGUUUCAUAGUAUUAGAACGUUGUAGCAUUUUAAAGACAAUCACAACAUGCUUAAUUUUAUUUCUAUUUACUAGAUUUGCUUGUUUGCACAACAAAAUAAAGUUUAAUUCUAAAUAGACAUAAUAAAGACAAAUAAUUACCAAAUAAUCCAUCUGGUGAUGUUUCUACAUUGUGACUGUAUAGCGGAGGCAGCAUUGCUUGCAUCUAAAAAUAAGCAAAACACAUUGGCAUUUCUGUUUUAAUUAAUUUUCAAUGAAAUCAUAUUUGUUUAAUAAAGAUACAUUUGAUCCA